Molecule: messenger RNA, 1149 nt
Organism: Anoplopoma fimbria (sablefish)
Lineage: Eukaryota; Metazoa; Chordata; Actinopteri; Perciformes; Anoplopomatidae
Gene: haus1
Product: HAUS augmin-like complex, subunit 1
Exons: 9
Coding region: 283-1107 (274 amino acids)
Biological process (GO): centrosome cycle; spindle assembly
Cellular component (GO): cytosol; HAUS complex
Source: RefSeq, a predicted model, not a curated record
UCCUUCAUUUGCAUAAUCCGUCACCUUUUUGCCUUUAGCAGCUCAACUCCUUACCAUUUUUCCUAUAUUAUAUCAAGUAAAAAAAAUCUAAAUAGUUGUUGGCACUAAAAGUAGUUUGAACAUUUGCUCCAUCUUCUUAUUGGCCAGUGACCCGGAAGUUGUUAGAUUGAAUUUCGGGGGCGCAAAACCAGAGAGGGAAAACUUUUUUAGGUGCUGUUGGACUACCUAAACGUGUUGAGAAGAUAGUCGUUUUUGCCAUUUGUUACCUUUUUUUAUUUUACAAUGUGCGAGAAGAUCAAGAAGGUGAACAGCUGGCUCAGUGCUGUGUUUGGAGAUCAGCCGGUGCCACACUUUGAGGUCAACACUAGGACGGUGGACGUCCUGUACCAGCUGGCCCGGUCCAGUGAAGCCCGCUGCAGCGACACAGCUCUACUCACAGAAGACCUCAAACAGAAAGCCUCCGAGUAUCAGACUGAGGGUGCUCAUUACCGUGAUGUUCUCCUACAAGGUGUGGGUCUGUCCAGUGCAAGCUUGUCAAAGCCAGCUGAUGACUAUUUAACUGCUUUAGUGGACACGGCCAUGGUGCUUGGAGUCAGAGACACAUCGCUGGGCAGCUUUAUGCCAGCAGUGAACAACCUCACCAACACAGUGCUGGAAGAAGAGAAGUCAAACAGGAGACUUGAGAGGGAACUCAGGGCCUUAAGAAAGAGGCUCGGUGCUACUCUGGUGCUGCGGAGCAACUUGCAAGAGGACAUCAACAAAACCGUCAAGGCACAGUCAGUGGAGAGCGCUAAAGCGGAGGAGAGAAUGCUCAACAUGGAUUUUGUUACGGCAAAGGCUAAAGAGCUCAGCAGCAGACGGGAGAGGGCGGAGGCUCAACUUGUAUCCAGGAACAUGGACAAGUCUAUCACCCACCAGGCUAUUGUGCAGCUCUCUGAGGAAGUCACCGCGCUGAAACAAGAAAUAAUCCCGUUGAAAAAUAAACUGGAGCCUUACAUGGACUUAAGCCCAAGCCCGUCUCUGGCUCAGGUGAAAAUAGAAGAAGCAAAAAGAGAGUUGAUGUGUUUCCCCAAUUACAGGCUGCUAUUGGUUCCCAACUUGAGAUGAAUAUGGAUUUCAAGUGAAGAUAUUUAUAAUGUAAAUUUUGAG